AAGACAUCGUAAAGCGUACGCAUGCCGCUGAGCAAGUCCUCAAAGAAUUCCCCGUACACGAAAAGCUAGCGUCUUCCAUCGCCGUGCAUAGGUGUGACGUCAACAGCAUCUUAGAGGAUUCAUCUACCAGCUUCAGUAACCUCAGCGGCACACCUCGGGAUCCAUCUCAUUUCGGACUCAUUCGCGACGCAAUAGUAUCUAUUCCUAAGCGAUCCAAAAUUCAAAGCGUGGUGCGGUCGCCGAUCUCUACAUGACGCUCAGCCUAUCAUCUUCCGUUCAUACACAUGCUAGCUCAUCGUUCGCUAGUACCGCCAAAGUGAGCGAGCGGAAUGCAGUCGAAGACCUCCAGGACUUCACGGAUCAGAGAGAGGACAUCAUCCGCGUUUGUGACGCUGUAGCCAAAGGUGAUCUUACCCGCCAGAUCACCUUCGAAGCCCGUGGCGAGGUUUUCAAUAAACUGAAGUGUGUUGUCAAUACUGUGAUGAAAAACAUUGGCGGGUUUGCAGCGGAGAUCUCGCUGGCUUCAGAGUCCUUGAUGGGAGGGUGCGUAACAAUCUCAUCUCUGUUUAACAGGAUAUCCAUCAGCGAUGCUCUGGGAACCUCGGAGGACAUUAUUUGCGUCACCCUGAGCUCGAAGGAACGUGGCACUUCUGGUCGACCAUCUUGUUGGCAUGGUCACUGGUCAAACCUUUUGAAAGAAAUAGAGGCCAAAGCGUCUGACGAGCCUCUUGACCUCAAAAUCACGGUCAAUGGCAUGAUCACGCGACUGAGAACUUUUGCUGCUGAAGACGUCAAAAGUUGAUAGUUCUAGUGACUUGAGUCGUUGUGCAGAGGUUGUAGAUAUCGAAGGGUGUGCAGUCUGAGUUGAUCAAGAACGUGCGUGGAUUGCGUUCGAACGUCGAUUUGGAUUUAUCAAAGCAGCUU
Messenger RNA from Desarmillaria tabescens, 924 nucleotides. RefSeq lists its product as uncharacterized. The record is from RefSeq and is a predicted model, not a curated record. The coding region runs from base 251 to 802 and encodes 183 amino acids. The transcript is spliced from 3 exons. Lineage: Eukaryota; Fungi; Basidiomycota; Agaricomycetes; Agaricales; Physalacriaceae.